Molecule: messenger RNA, 353 nt
Organism: Staurois parvus
Lineage: Eukaryota; Metazoa; Chordata; Amphibia; Anura; Ranidae
Source: the annotation of a GenBank genome assembly
CCCGCUGUCGAGCUUGAUGACUCGGUGCCCGCUGUCGUGCCAGAUGACUCGGUGCCCGCUGUCGUGCCAGAUGACUCGGUGCCGCUGUCUUGCCAGAUGACUCGGUGCCCGCUGACGUGCCUCUAUCCGCUGCCCAGCCUGACAUGCCUCUGUCCGCUGCCCAGCCUGACGUGCUCCCGUCCGCUGCCCAGCCUGACGUGCCCCCAUCCGCUGCCCAGCCUGACGUACCCCCGUCCGCUGCCCAGCCUGAUGUGCCCCUGCCCGCUGCCCAGCCUGACGUGCCUCCGCCCGCUGCCCAGCUAAACUGGCCAAUAACUGAUUCCCAGCCUGCUCCUGGAAAUCCUGUGUCCAGC